Messenger RNA from Temnothorax curvispinosus, 1098 nucleotides. Its product is annotated as protein ALP1-like. The record is from RefSeq and is a predicted model, not a curated record. Bases 1 to 1086 code for a protein of 361 amino acids. NCBI's taxonomy places the organism in Eukaryota, Metazoa, Arthropoda, Insecta, Hymenoptera, Formicidae. The transcript has 2 exons.
AUGAGCGUUAACGUUUUUUAUUUAUUGUUGGAAUUGGUUAAACCAUUUUUAAGAAAAAAUAAUUGGAGAGCUUUGUGCCCAGAUCAACGACUGUCUUUGACUUUGAGAUAUCUGGCUACUGGUGAUCAACUGCUUUCGAUCGCUUUUGCAUAUAGAAUCGGAGAGUCAACAGUAUCUUCGGUCAUUAAGCACACUUGUACCGUAUUAAGCAAAGUAUUGGCCCCACUAUAUGUAGUCCCUCCAACGUCAGAAAAAUGGGAACAAAUUGCUGCAGAUUUUCUUAGAGAUUGGAAUAUUCCGAAUUGCGUUGGAUCGUUCGAUGGAAAACACGUACACAUUCAAGCUCCGCCAAAUUCUGGAAGCGUCUACUUUAACUAUAAAAAAAGUUUCAGCAUUGUCCUAAUGGCUGCUUGCGAUUCUAAUUAUAAAUUUACUCUUAUUGACGUUGGUACUAAUGGCAGUAUUAGCGACGGGAGCAUAUUUGCUUCAUCUGAAAUAGGCCAAGCAGUUAAAUAUGAAACAUUGAACGUGCCACAAGGGCAGAUACAACUUCCUGGCAGUAAUCAAUCAACGCCAUAUUUUUUCAUCGGUGAUCAAGCUUUUCCACUGAUGAAAAAUUUUAUGAGGCCCUACGCUGGACGAAGAUUGGAAGAAAAAAAGCAAAUAUUUAAUUAUAGAUUAUCUCGUGCUAGAAGAACGAUAGAGAACGCAUUCGGAAUACUUUCUGCACGUUGGAGAGUUUAUCGUCGACCAAUUUGUUUGGAUUUAAACGCCGUUGAUAAGAUAGUAAUAAGUACUGUAUGUCUCCAUAAUUUUUUAAAGACACAGGAUGAAAAGCAUACGCCGGAAAAACGAUUAUACUGUCCACCACUCUUUGUUGAUUCAGAAUUAGAAAACGGUCAAGUAAUUGAAGGAACUUGGAGGAAUGAACAGAUGCAAUCACAACGUUUACAACCUACUGGUGCACAUCGAGCGAGCAGAAACGCAAUGGAGCAACGUGACAUUUUAGCAGAUUACUUUGUAACCCAAGCAGGAGAGAUUCCAUGGCAGUAUGACUAUAUUAGAAGAGGGACAAACAGAGACUAAACAAAUAAUACA